Aphidius gifuensis is the source of this 5327-nucleotide messenger RNA. RefSeq names its product flocculation protein FLO11-like. Bases 3068 to 4342 code for a protein of 424 amino acids. NCBI's taxonomy places the organism in Eukaryota, Metazoa, Arthropoda, Insecta, Hymenoptera, Braconidae. The transcript is spliced from 3 exons. The record is from RefSeq and is a predicted model, not a curated record.
UUCGAUUUAAAAUUUAUUUUUUAUUUGUUUACUAUAAUAACAAAAAAAAUAAAUAAAUGUCUCUUGGAGUCAUAAGAUGUUUACGAGGAUCUUUGUCACAUGAAAGAAGUUUAUUUUACGAUUGUCAUUUCAGCAUUUUUACAAAUUUGAUUUAACUUUAAGAAUCCAUGGAUUUUAUGUCAUACACUUGUUUUCAUUUGGUGUGAAAUACAACAAUGAAAUAAAAUAAACUUUUUUAUACAUUAAUAAACUCUUUGGUACUUGUGGCAGUUGUAUCACAUUUAUUUUUUGUUUUUUAUUUGAGGCCUGCCACUUGUCUCUCAGAUGUAUAUGAGAAAACUUGGAAAAAACAUCGUUACGAUUAUAUCAGUUGACUCUAAUAACAAUAAAAAGUUUUGAUGAUCCAGAGGUGUCAACUUUUAGAUGUGAAUUUUCUUACGUGCUAUAACUGAUGAGUUAAAAAAAAUUUUAUGAAUUUUAUUUUUACUCAAACGUCUGUCUUGAAUGUCUCAGCAAAAUAAUUUUAUUGCUCAAAAAUAAAAACAUUUUUUAAAUAGUUUAUUCAAAUACUCAACGAAAUUUAUUUUUUUAUAAAAACGAAACAAUUUAAUUUGAUUUUGACUAGAGCAAAUAAAUUUUUAUUUCGAUAAUUUUUAUUCUCAUUAAAUUCUGGAAAUAAUAAUUUAAAUUUUUACAAUUGCUUUGAUUUAUUUAUUGCUAAAAAUUAUUUUACAAAUCGAAAUAUUUCUUGUUCUAAUCAAAAAUAAAUAAAACUAAUUUUUUAAUUUUUUUUUUCAGUAUUUUUCUUUUUUUUUUGCUUUACACUUGCUAUAAAAAAAAAAAAAGAAAUACUCAAAUUUUUAUUGAGACAUUGAUCGGUCAACAAAAAACAAUAAAUCAGUGUUACAAACAGAAAUUUAAUUAUCAAAUUGUUCAACUAUUUGCUUGUAUAUUGUAGAGAAAUAUUCAAUCGCUUUAAAUGGCAAUAGAUUUAAGAAGCAAAACCACCAAAGACACAAGACAAGUCAACAAAGAUUUAUUAUCUCAAGCAAAUAUCUAAAACUGAGGGUGAUAAAAAAAAACUUGCUAAAUUCCAUAGCACUAAUUUUCUUGGACUGUCUUAAAACACUCAUUAAUUAAAUCAACGCUGACCAAAAUUAAAAAAAAAGAAAUUAUCUUUAAUGUUAAUUUAAUUUUAAACAUUUAUAAAUUUAUUUUUUAUAUAUCCACUUAUCAAUGGAGCGAUAAAAAUUCAAAUAAAGGAUUUUUUAUUUCAUGUUACGGAAAAAGACUGUUAUACCAACACGGUGAGCGGAAAUGCGUGCGGAAAUUACAAUUUAUUACGGAAACGAAUCUUUCAUUUUUAUCAAGAUACACGCGACUCACAAAAUAAUACUAAUUAUCAUAAAAAAAAAAAAAAGAUAUUUAAUUAAUAUGAUUUUAUAAAUUUACCUAGAUUUAUAUAAAACAUGCUAUUAUUUUUAUUUCAUUCAAAAAUAAGACAUAAUAAAAUUAUUUUAAAAUACACUUUGUUAAUUUAUAUGAGUGUAAUUACGUGAGUCAAUGACUGACCCAUGUCGACCCUGAAAAGCCAUGACUCAUAAUUUAAUUUUAUACCACAAGUUUAAAAUUCAAUUUGUAAUUAUUUAUUGUUUUUUUUUAAAUUAUAUUUUAUAUAGAUCCUAAAUGGAAAAAUUUAAUUUCAUUCAGUUUUUUUUAUUAUUGUUAAAUUGUAGUUCUUGGAAUGAUGAUGAAAUAAUUAUUGUUGAUUGAUCAAUUUAUCAAAAGACAAUUUUAUUUGGCUUAAAAACAUAAGUGUUUACAAUUUUUUUUUUAUUUUAUUUAUAUAGGAAUGUGUGUGUAAUGUGUGUGAUGUAUGUGUGUUAAUAAAUGAUAACCUCGGUUCUUCUUGGCAAUGCGAUAUCGUUGGCUACAUGUGUCUCCGUAUUUUCUUGAUGUUUAUGACUUACGAGUAUGGAACUUACCAGACGUUUUAGUAUUUGUUUCUCGCAUUUAAUUUACGUCUUAUCAAUUAUUCUCAAGUUUUCGUAGAACACUGUUAAUCAUUGACAAGUUUCAGGAAGUAGGUCAACUUUUUUUGUCGCUUUGUAUUGUCAUAAAUAAUGAUUAAAUAAAAAUAUAAAAAAAGAAAAUCAAAUUAAAACAAAUUAAUACAAUACUUAAUGAAAUAUCAUUUAAUUAAAAUUAAUUUUUAUUAAUUCAUCGUGGAAAAUAUUUAACCAUUUUAAUUUACAAGUAAAAUUUUUAUUUUAGUUUUUUUUACUUGACCACAUUGAUCACAAAAAUAAUUGGUCAAUCAUUCGUAUGUACUGAUAGAAAUUUUCCGAAAAUUAUUGAGUAAGAGUAUGUGGAAGGAGAAAGUUUUUUUUUUUUUUUUCAUUUUCCGGAAAAUAUCAAUUUGAUGAAUUCGUCAAGCGGUUUUUGGAUAUUGCAUGGAUUGUGAUAUUCAGCAAUUUAUAUAAGCGAUUGAAUUAUGAGUUUUUGUUUGAAAAAAAAAAAAAAAAUUAUUGGUAUCUAUGGUCAUUACUUUGGUGUUAUUUCGAUGAUUGUUUUUUCCACUUGGAUGAAAUUUUUCAAAAAUAAACGUGGUUAAAUUUAGAUUGUGUUUGUACAAUUAUCAUCGGUGUCAUUUAUAAUUAUUUUUAUAUUAUUUUAUGAUUUUUCAAAUGUCAAUAAAAUGUUUUUAUAUAAUUUCAAAUGACAAGUUAAAUUUAUUAUUGUUUUUAUGUUAAUUGACAUGUAAUAUUUAUUUUGAAUUAUAUCUAAUCAUUUCGAAAUCGAUGUAGGCAUAAUAAACAAGAAAUUGAUGUACAAAGACUACUGAGAAAAUACGAUGUUUGAUAUAAAAUUUAAAAAAAAAAAAAAAACAAAAUCAAUAUCUGAUAAAUCGAUCAUUCAAACGACUAUCUAAUGUUUACUUAAGUAUAAUUCAAGUGCACCUACUGUUACUAUAUAAUUGUUAGAAUAUUUGUUAGGCAACUCAUUCCAAAUCAAGUCAUAGAGUUAUAAGUUUGAUUUUGAUUUGAUAUUGAAUGAUAGUAUAAUCAUGUCGAAAUAUACUCUUGGUAUUUGCGUCUUUCUUGUUGCUUUGACAAUAGCAGCAUCUUGUACACCACCAGGACGACUUUGUCAAAAUGACGGUGAUUGCUGUUUUCCCCAAUGGUUCCGUUGUCUUGAAUUUGUCGGACGAUGUGUAAAACGUAGACCUACAUAUAUUACAACAACACCAGCUGAUAAACCAGGAAAACCAUCGUCAGGAACUGAACGUCCAAGACCACCACCAACUUCAGAGCCACAUCCACCACCAACUGGUAAACCAGAUAAGCCAUCAACAGGAGGUGAACGUCCACCACCACCAACAGUGCAACCACCACCACCACCACCACCAGCAGGAUCUACUUCAAGGCCACAUCCACCACCACCAACACCAACUGGCAGACCAGAGAAACCCACGUCAGGUACUGAACGACCAGGAUCACAUCCACCACCACCAACAUCACACCCGACUCCACCAUCACACACUGGUCGACCAAUUACUGAACCAACAUCAUCAUCAUCAUCAUCAUCAUCUGAAGAAACAUCAGAAUCAUCAGGGUCAUCAUCUGGCUCAUCUGAGUCAUCGACAUCGUCCGAGUCAUCAGAGACAUCAUCUGAAACAACAUCUCAAUCUCCAGUAAAACCAACAUCAGAUGGUUCAGUAGAGCCAUCAUCUGAGGGACCAGUAGAAGCAACAACAUCAAGUGAAUCAGAAGAAUCAUCAUCUGGAUCACCAGUUGAACCAGCGACAUCAGAGGCACCAGCAGAAUCAUCUUCUGCAGAACCAACUCAACCAGAAACAUCGGAGACAACCGAGGAAUCAUCAAGUGGAUCACCAGUUGAACCAACAACAACAGAAGCAUCAGAAGAAACAUCUUCUGCAGUUCCAACUGAACCAGAUGCAUCAGAAAAACCCGAUGAAUCAUCAUCUGGAUCACCAGAUGAACCAGCAACAUCAGAGGCACCAGUAGAAGCAUCUUCUGCAGUACCAACUCAACCAGAAACAUCAGAGACAAACGAAGAAUCAUCAUCUGCUUCACCAGAUGAAUCAGCGACAUCAGAGGCAACAGCAGAAUCAUCUUCUGCAGUACCAACUCAACCAGAAACAUCAGAGACAAAUGAAGAAACAUCAGAAGCAAACGGAGAAUCAUCAACUGGAUCACCAGUCGAACUAACAACAACAGAAGUACCAGUAGAAGCAACUUCUGCUAAUGCUGAACCAACUGAACCAGAAACAACAGAUGAAAUAGUAACAGGAGAACCUCAAUUAGUUCAAAUAUUCUAGAUGUUUUUUUUGUCAAAAAAUAUAAUCUGUUAUCGUUAUGUAGCAAGAUAUAAAACAAACAAAUGUAAUCCACACUUUAUCUUGAUUAGUGAUUGUUUUCAAAAAAAGAAAAAAAAAUAAUAUUGUCAAUGUCUGUCGUUCAUUUGAUAUGUUUUUUUUUAGCUGAUAACUUCAACAAGGGCCUUGAAUUUUCUGUAUAAUAAUUCUAAAUAAUAAAUAUAUCUAUAAAAUUAGGCAAUAAUAUAUCGGCCACUUUUGAUUUUUAUCAUUAAAAAAUAGCCUUUUAAAUUCAAAUCGACAAUAAAAUUCAACAAAUAAAAAAUAUACUUGUCUUAAUUAUAUAGUUAUUCAAUCUUCAAAUAAAUAAAAAGAAAAAUUUAAAUUUUAAAUCACUACAUUCUUUGACAUUAUUUUAAUUUAAAAGUAUAAAAAUUAUUUUUUAAAGUUACAUAAUAAUGAUAACAAUCUAUUAUUAUAUAUUUUUUUUAUCAGCACAGAUUGUAGAUUAAAUGAUCAUGAUAAUUUUUAUCAUCUAGAGUAUAAAUACCUUUAUCCUCAUCGAUAUAAAAUCCAGUCAGUAAAACGAAGAAUAACCUCUUGUAUUGUUCCUUUUUUCAUUCGGAAAAAUCGAAAUUAUAUAAUCUAAUAUAUUCAAAAAAAAACAAACAAACAAACUAAUUAUGGGAAAAAUAUUUCUAUUGUUUCUUGUCUUUGUUUUCAUCUUUGUUUUGAUGGCUUCAAUGGUAGCUGCUGAUAACUGGGGUUUACCAAGCUGUGCAAAAGUUGGAGAAAAAUGUUACACGACCGAACAAUGCUGUGAAAAAUUGAGGUGUUUAUUCUAUGCUGCUAAAUGUGUCACUUAAAAAAAUAUUCAAAUAAAUUUUUCUCAAUCAUAAACGAUUCAUCAUAAAAAUUUUAAAUAAAAAAAAUAAAUUGAUCAAUCAUCAUGUGGUAAUAAAAAUUUUAUAAAUAAAAAUAAUAAAAA